AUGUCCCACAAUGUUUAUAUCGGCUUCAUAUUGGGUAUAAUAGGUCUCUACGUUACCAAGAUCUUCUUAACCCGCAAAAGGCCGCCAGGUCCACUCCCGCCAGGACCACGACCUAAGCCUAUAGUCGGCAAUAUCGCCGAUCUGCCACCUCCAGGGACACAGGACUGGAUGCACUGGCUCAAACAUAAGGACUUGUAUGGCCCGAUUAGCUCGAUCACUGUAAUGGGCCAAACAAUCGUCAUCCUAAACGAUGCAAACGUAGCAUUAGAACUGUUAAGCAAACGUUCAGCGAUCUAUUCAUCGCGUCCAAAUCUAGUAUUCGCAUCAGAGAUGUACGACCAGGACACUUUGAUCAACAUCAUGUUAUACAAGUUAGCUAAUACCCAUAGGGUCGGCUGGGAGCACAUCCUAGCCAUGCAGCCAUAUUCAGCUCGAUUCCGCACCUAUCGGAAGGCCUUACAGCCCUACCUUGGCUCCGAGUCCGCCGUUUCUCAAUUCAACUCACUCCAGGAGAUCGAAGCUCAUCGGUUUCUCCUGCGCGUGCUUGGAGAUCAAACAAAGCUCGCGGAGCACAUCCAAACUGAGGCUGGAGCUAUUAUUCUUCAAAUUGCAUACGGGUAUACAAUCGAGGCCCAUGUUCGUGAUCCCUUGGUGCAUAUUUCGAAUCUGGCUUUGGAUCAUUUCUCGGCUGCUGGAACGCCGGGGGCUUGGUUGGUGGAUAUGAUCCCAGCGUUGAAAUAUGUUCCUUCGUGGAUUCCUGGUGCUGGGUUUAAGCGAACCGCAAAAGCAUGGAAGAAGAAUCUUGAGACUGUCGCUGAUCAACCUUAUGCCUUUGUCAAGCUGCAGAUGGAAAGUGGUCGGUACAAGCCAUCAUAUCUCUCCAAUCUGUUCAAGAAGGAUGGAUUUCCCUUACCUGGGUCAGAAGACGAGGUAAUUGCAAAGUGGAGCGCUGCUUCACUUUAUACUGGAGGCGCUGACACGACUGUGUGUGCUGUUGAAUGUUUCUUCCUGGCAAUGACGCUCUUCCCUGACGUCCAACGCAAAGCCCAAGAGGAGAUCGACCGCGUGCUGGGAUCGAAUCAGCUUCCUCAAGUGAAAGAUCGAGCUCGAUUGCCUUAUGUGAAUGCUGUGGUGAAGGAGGUUCUGCGCUGGCAUCCGGUUGCGCCGAUGGGGAUUCCCCAUGCAUCAAGCGAGGAUGAUACCUGGGAUGGAUAUUUCAUCCCCAAGGGCUCAUUGCUGAUGCCAAAUAUCUGGGCAAUGACGCAUAAUUCUGCAGUCUAUCACGAUCCCAUGGUAUUUAAGCCUGAGCGCUUCCUCGGUAUUGAUGGUAGAGGGCCAGAGAUGGAUCCGCACGAUCUUGUCUUUGGGUUUGGGCGUCGCAUCUGUCCUGCAAGGUUUUUGGCUGAUACUACUGUUUAUCUGAGUGCUGCUCAAUCCCUCGCUGUGUUCAAUAUUGAAUCGAGAGAAGGUCAAAAAGGAAAGGGAGUUCAGCCAGAAUUCAAGCCGGGGGUCAUCAGUCAUCCAGAACCCUGGGAUCUUCAUAUUGAGCCUCGAAGUACAGCUCAUGAGGCUCUCAUUCGCUCGGUGGAACAAAAUUCAUCCGUGGGAGCAGAGCAACGCUUUUGA
Molecule: messenger RNA, 1626 nt
Organism: Penicillium nucicola
Lineage: Eukaryota; Fungi; Ascomycota; Eurotiomycetes; Eurotiales; Aspergillaceae
Product: cytochrome P450
Exons: 6
Coding region: 1-1626 (541 amino acids)
Molecular function (GO): heme binding; oxidoreductase activity, acting on paired donors, with incorporation or reduction of molecular oxygen; iron ion binding
Source: RefSeq, a predicted model, not a curated record